Lycium barbarum (goji berry) is the source of this 1712-nucleotide messenger RNA. RefSeq lists its product as uncharacterized. The record is from RefSeq and is a predicted model, not a curated record. NCBI's taxonomy places the organism in Eukaryota, Viridiplantae, Streptophyta, Magnoliopsida, Solanales, Solanaceae. Bases 380 to 1495 code for a protein of 371 amino acids. The transcript has 3 exons.
UCUUCCUCACUUCUAAAAAAAAGUCACCUGCUUCAUUCAAACAUGCAGGAAGGAGGAAGACUUUUUUUCUAAUUCUUGCAGGUUCUUUCCUGCAAACUUCCUCUUUCUUGUGUGUAAAAAUUCUUGUUUCAUUUCUCUCUUGGUCUCCAUAACAAACGACUAUUACAAUUAUCUUUCUUUGAUAAUUCCAUCAUCUAUGAUUGAGUUGCGAAAACUUCUGGAUAGGUAUCCUACAUUUGAACCGAAUUCUUUUUGGUUAAAAAAUGGCUUUCCAGUUGCUCUGGAACAAUUAGGAGAUUCUCUAGAAGAAAUACAGGUUGUUAAUUAGUUGGGGUGGGGUCGGUUUGUAUCAACAACGACAAGAUCAGUUUCAUACCCCAUGAGAACAUUGUGUCCAAAUUUGAAAAAGAAAGAUGGGUUGGAGACAGUGUUGGAGGUCCCAGUACCAGAAGAGAUGUUUAACAAAAUGGGUAGCAAUGCUUCCACACAAUGGCAGAAUAUGCGCAAUCUUAUGAGGGCUCAAAGCGCGGACAGAUAUUCAUCUCAUCAUGCCGCUGUUGAUCAAUUCAUGUUCUUGUUUAAAAUCAUUGGCUCUGCUCUCGUCCCUUUUCAAGUUCAAUUCGAUCAUGCUCUUAAAUUGCCUCAUAGGGAUGCUUCAAUGGAGGAUUCUACUGCUAAAUACAUAGUACAACAAUACGUAGCAGCAUGUGGGGGGCAGGCGGCGUUAAAUUUGCUGAAUAGCAUGUGUGCAGUAGGGCAGGUAAAGAUGUCUACAUCAGACAUGCAUCAAAGUGGCUCCAAAUGCCACAGUGAGGCUGGAGCGUUUGUGCUUUGGCAAAAGAAUCCUGAUCUGUGGGUUUUAGAAUUGGUUGUUUCGGGUUGCAAGGUAAGUGCAGGAAGUAAUGGUAAGGUUGCUUGGAGUCAGUCUUCCUCUAGUUCUACUGCUUCAAAAGGUCCUCCAAGACCCCUUAGAAGGUUUUUCCAGGGUCUGGACCCCAGAUCAACAGCCAAUUUGUUCUUGAAUGCUAUUUGUGUUGGAGAGAAGACUAUUAAGGAUGAAGAAUGUUUUAUUCUAAAACUAGAAUCAAGCAUAGACAUGGUCAAGACACAAAGUACGGCUAAUACUGAAGUUGUCCAUCACACAAUAUGGGGCUACUUCAGCCAAAGGACAGGUCUUCUCAUUCAAUUUGAUGACACAAAGUUAGUGAGAUUGAAGUCACCAAAGGGGGAUAGUAAUGUAUUCUGGGAAACAAGCAUGGAAUCUAUGCUUGAAGAUUAUAGGUAUAUUGAAGGUAUCAAUGUUGCUCACAGUGGGAAGACUGCAGCAACAAUUUACAGAUAUGGAAAGAACAUAGAUUAUACAGCAAAGAUUGAGGAGACUUGGAUGAUUGAAGAGAUUGAUUUCAAUAUAUCUGGUUUGUCAAUGGACUGCUUCUUGCCUCCUGCUGAUGUCAACAAGGAAACUGAAUUAGAAGAGCAAGGGAUGGGUUGCUGAUGUAACAAUUUUUGUUGUACAUACAUAGGUAGGAUCUUAAGUUGACUCUUUUUCUUUUCUUGUCAAGAAAAUUUUGAGGUGUUUACUUUUUCCAAUUCUUGCUUCUUUUUUCCCUCAUGAAGCUUUUCAAAAUUUCAUUUCUUCAUCAGGUAGUAUUAUCAUGUACUAGUAGUAUUUUGACACACUAUUAACUUUGAUGGUUUACUUAGUUGUUGGA